Molecule: messenger RNA, 1072 nt
Organism: Lindgomyces ingoldianus
Lineage: Eukaryota; Fungi; Ascomycota; Dothideomycetes; Pleosporales; Lindgomycetaceae
Product: 3-hydroxyacyl-CoA dehydrogenase type-2
Exons: 1
Coding region: 170-961 (263 amino acids)
Molecular function (GO): oxidoreductase activity
Source: RefSeq, a predicted model, not a curated record
CUUACAUCUGGUGUGACUUGCAAUUCACAUUCGCACUCACAUUCACUCCUACCUUGAGCCGCUCCAACCUUACAAGCACUGAUUUACAUCACAAUUCCGCGUCUGCUAUCAAACCCUAAAUUCAACCUCUCGUUCUUGCUACUACAUUUUCCAUCUACGAAAGCAAAUCAUGAAGCCUGGGAAUCGCACGUUCAUAAUCUCCGCCGGCGCCUCUGGACUCGCUCUCGCCGUCGCCCGGGACUUACACUCCUCUGGUGCCUACAUCUCCCUCCUCGACCUCAACGCGUCCUCCGGCUCCGAAAUCAUUGCCGAGCUCGGCAGCUCGCGCGCCAGAUUCUUCGAAACAGACGUUUCCGACACCGGAUCGAUAAAGGCCGCUAUACAAAAAACAUUAAAAUGGGUUAAGCAGACGGGGAAGGAGAUUGGAGGAGUAGUGGCGGGUGCGGGAGUGGGACUGCCAGGUUUGAUAGUCGAUAGGAAGAAUGAGCCGUUGAGUAUUGAGAGCAUUGAUUUUGUGCUGAACAUUAAUUUGCGAGGGACACUCGAUUUGAUUAGGCAGGCUGUGCCAUAUAUGACGACGGUUAAGCCAGAAGGACCGGAUGGCGAGCGUGGCGUCAUAAUUAUGAUUGCUUCGUCUGCGGCGUUUGAUGGGCAGAUGGGCCAGGUUGCGUAUGCGGCUUCUAAGGGUGCCAUAGCAUCUCUCACGCUUCCUCUUGCGCGUGAUUUGUCGAAGUAUGGUAUCAGGGCGGUUACCAUCGCACCAGCGCUGUUCGAGAGCAAUAUGACGAAAAUGAUGGGGAAGAAGGUGAAGCAGAGUUUGGAGAAUGCGAUGGAGUUCCCCAAGAGAGCGGGACAGCCGGUAGAGUUUGCUCGGAUCGUGAGGGAUAGCAUCGAGAAUGUAAUGCUAAAUGGGACGGUUUUGAGACUAGAUGGUGGGAUGAGGAUGCCGGCGAGGCUGUAGAGGACUAGUCUUUGGUGGGCUUCGUUUAUUUUACUUUUAUUUGGGAGACGAUCUGCAACAGUAUUAGAACACUCUAAGAGGUAGUACGGCCAAAGCUCACCCAAUUGUUCA